Molecule: messenger RNA, 1807 nt
Organism: Paecilomyces variotii
Lineage: Eukaryota; Fungi; Ascomycota; Eurotiomycetes; Eurotiales; Thermoascaceae
Product: putative efflux pump antibiotic resistance protein
Exons: 4
Coding region: 80-1753 (557 amino acids)
Biological process (GO): transmembrane transport
Molecular function (GO): transmembrane transporter activity
Source: RefSeq, a predicted model, not a curated record
CCCACCCCCCAGAUCGGUUACCCACUCUGCCAUCCCGCAGUCGAUUCAUCAACCAGGACUGACAAGACAACCUUCCAAGAUGGCUUCUCCUCACCCGCCGGAGGAUGAGACGGCUGCACAGCCAGCAUCACGGACCAGGACCUGGGGUUCCCUGCCUGGACAGACUGAUCCACUAGACCUACCCCUCCGCGAGCUGAACGACAAUGCCAACCUGGACGAGUUCACCUCGGAGACCCGGACGGGCAACAUCAUCAAGCCCGUCAAGUCGAAUGUCACGGGCCAGAUGGAAGAUUGGAAACUAGUUACUUUCAAGAUCGACGAUCCCGAGAAUCCCAAGAACUGGUCCAAGGCCAAGAAGUGGUGGUGCACAAUGUGUGUCGCGUGGACUUGUUUCGUGGUUGCUUUCGCCAGUGGUGUUAUCACAGCAGGUCUCGAAGGCCCCGAGAGGACGUUCCAUGUCUCGGAGGAGGUUGCGUUGCUUACCAUCACCGUCUUCGUCGUGGGCUUUGGUGUUGGACCAAUGGUUUUCGCCCCGCUUUCAGAAGUGAUUGGGCGUCGCUGGGUCUAUGCAGGCACUCUUCUGGUCGCCGUGAUCUUCGAGAUCCCCUGCGCAGUGGCCCCCAACAUUGGUACACUGAUCGUGUGUCGAGCAAUCGAUGGCAUUGCCUUCAGUGCGCCCAUGACUCUGGUCGGAGGAACUCUGGCUGAUAUGUGGAAGAACGAGGAGCGUGGUGUGCCCAUGGCCGCCUUUAGUGCAGCACCUUUCGUCGGUCCCGCCAUUGGACCCCUGGCUGGUGGUUUCCUCUUCGAUAGCGCGGGCUGGCGCUGGCUGUACUGGCUCCAGAUGAUCCUUGCUGGAGUUGCCUGGAUUUUGAUCACAUUCACAGUGCCAGAAACAUAUGCCCCAACCCUGCUCAAGGCGCGAGCCAAGAAGCUGAGAAAGCAAGAAAAUGAUCCCAAGUACGUGACCGAGCAGGAACUCGACUCGCGACCACUCGGAGAGAAGAUCAAGAUCUUCUUGCUGCGUCCGUUCCAGCUCCUUUUCAUGGAACCCAUUGUGCUGUUCAUCUCCGUCUACAUGUCUGUCCUCUACGGUCUGCUCUACAUGUUCUUCGUUGCCUUCCCCAUCGUCUAUGUAGAGGGUAAGGGAUACAGUGAGGGUAUCACCGGUCUCAUGUUCAUCCCUCUCGCCCUUGGAGUGAUCAUGAGUGCCUUUUGCGCGCCAUUUGUCAACAAACACUACCUGAAGGUCUCCGCCAAGUUCAACGGAAAGCCUCCUGCGGAGUACCGCUUGAUCCCCAUGAUGGUCUCCUGCUGGUUUAUCCCCAUUGGUCUGUUUAUCUUCGCCUGGACCUCAUACCCCGAUGUGCACUGGAUCGGACCCGCCAUCGGUGGCUGGCCCAUCGGAUUUGGCUUCAUCUUCCUGUACAACUCCGCCAACAACUAUCUUGUCGACACCUACCAACAUCAAGCAGCAUCUGCUCUGGCAGCCAAGACCUUCCUGCGAUCCCUCUGGGGUGCCGGUGUGGUGCUUUUCACCGAGCAGAUGUACCACCGCCUUGGCUACGAGUGGGCCGGUACACUGCUGGCUUUCCUGGGUCUUGCUUGCUGCGCGAUCCCCUACGUCUUCUGGUUCAAGGGCGCGGCCAUCCGUCGUCAUUCCCACUUUGCCUACUCUGAGGGGGAUGACGAGGCCGCCACCGCAAAGGCCCUCGACAUCGAGAAGGGCAGCCAGGACAGCAACGGCCAUUAAAAAAAAAUCGAAACAAACCAACGCAAAGAAAAGAAACGCCGUCGAAAAUGCGUU